This is a messenger RNA of Anguilla anguilla (European eel), 3468 nucleotides long. RefSeq names its product interleukin-13 receptor subunit alpha-2-like. Gene Ontology annotation, molecular function: cytokine receptor activity; protein binding. Gene Ontology annotation, cellular component: external side of plasma membrane. NCBI's taxonomy places the organism in Eukaryota, Metazoa, Chordata, Actinopteri, Anguilliformes, Anguillidae. The coding region runs from base 926 to 1945 and encodes 339 amino acids. The record is from RefSeq and is a predicted model, not a curated record. Gene Ontology annotation, biological process: cytokine-mediated signaling pathway. The transcript has 10 exons.
AGCAAUAAAUAUAAACAGUUAAUCUCCCUGGUUAAAGAAAGUAAGGAAAUGCAGCAAAGAUAUCACUGAACAAAAUAGUAUUUACGUGAACAAGGAAAAACUCACACAGGACACACUGUUUUCAGCGCGUUCAUGCUAUUUUGUGCAUAGCAAGCAAGGCUAGAAAAGUAAGAGGAAGUAGAUGUGAACUGCCACUAAUCCUUUGGUUUGAGGACUUUUUCUCGGCUUUUAAUGUUGUUCAUUUUUAGGGGAAAUGUUUUGUGCCAUGCGAUGGUAAGUAUGUUGUCAGCAUUUCUCCUCAUGGUUUGCUGGCAUCUGUGUUAUGGAUGUGCUACCUCGAUGCUCAUUUGAAUAAUGUAAUAAGAUUCUAUUGCUUUAUAUUUAAGAACUAGCAGAGGCUCAUAUCAGAGUGACUGAAACAUGAAUAUAUAAAGUAGAAGAGCCAAUGUCAAGUUGUCAGUCUCACAAUGGAUCAUUAUACUUGAUAUAUAACCUUUGAAAUUUUGUGUUUAGUUGUUUGAAAUUUUGGAAUUUUGCUGUCUCAUAUCCCAGACCUGAGUCACACUGUUGCUAAUAAAAUAAGUCAUGAGAUUUGGCUUCUACUGCAUGUGAUUCAUCUUUGAUUCAUGGAAGCUGUAUUUUAUAUUGUACUGGCAGAAAUAGUCCACCACUCCUCCCACCAUGGCUAUGUGUAUAUAUGGGAGUGUGUGUUUGCUGAAAAUGAUCUGAUUUCUCAUAGCCUGUUCAACAGUGUUACCUGGCUGUACCACAAGGUGGAGCUGCUGUACCACAGUUUGGAUCCCUGUGAGCAUAAAAGCUGCAUGCCAGUUGUCAGGAUAUUAAUGCGAUCUGGGAGCCAGGAGUUCGAACAAGUUACAGAUUACGCGAAAGGACUGAAUAAGACAGACCAGCUAGAUUUUUCAUUAUGGCAGUGGAUGGAACCCUGUGGUAUGCACCUGUGUGGAUGCUGACAGCUGUGUUGUUGCUGCUGAUGAACAUAUGUCUAGCUGACCAUGAAAUCACAGUUGAUCCUCCUGGGAACAUACAGAUAGUUGACCCUGGACACCUGGGACAGCUGUAUAUAAACUGGACACUCCCUGCAAGUCUGCAGAAUCGGACUGACUGUGAAAUUCGUUUUGAACUCCAGUACUUCAACACUUAUGAGGGCGAGUGGACGACGAUCAGAACGAGGCUGCAGAGCUACAGUGCACAGUUUGACCUGGAGAAGAACGUGCACGUGCGCAUACAAACAAUUCUGAGAGGCCCUUGCAGCGGAUCCAAGGAAACCAAGAGCCCACCUGCCGAGGUUCUCCAGAAGCCGCCGGGCGUAGAUUUUCCUGGCACUAAAAUUAAAGGUCUAAGCUGUAUAUUCCAUCAGAAGGAAUAUAUGAAUUGCACCUGGCACAAGGGACAUAGGACGCCUCCGCAAGCCACAUAUUGCCUAUACUUCUGGCACAGGAAAAUGGGUCACGCUAUGGAAUGCCCCAAAUAUAUCCGAUCCCACGGGCACCGGAGUGGCUGCAGUUUUCCCGGGUCAUCCCUCCUAGAAUUCACAGAGUUCAACGUCUGUGUGAAUGGCUCUUCAGAAGGAGAUCUGCUACAACCAGCAUACUUCACCCUGCAGCUGCAGAACCACGUGAAGCCUGGUGUCAUUGAUACACUGCACCUGAAGACCCUCCCCGAAGGGGCUGUCCGUUUGGAAUGGGCACCACCCAAAGGAAGAAUACCUGAGGCCUGCUUGGAGUUUGAAGUGGAGUCCAGUCCAGAGGGCACAGGGGGACUGAAGGUGAAGAAUGUCACGAGAAAGACUCACUUCACCGCUUCACCCCCGGGCCCGUGUAAGAGCCUCUGCUUCCGGGUCAAGUCCAGGGUGCACGAGUUCUGCAGCGACGCAAGUUUCUGGAGCGACUGGAGCCACCCGCGCUGCUUAUCAGGAAACUGCUGAUUUACCUCAUGUUCUGCUUCCCAAAAAGGCUGAAGACUAAAGGGACAUGUUACAUGGAUGAAAACAUACAUUGAAUCAUCACGACUCAAGUCUACGCAGUUACCUUUAAAUACGCAGUAUCUUAUGCACACAUCCAUGCUAGCAUUUAUGAUGAGACAAUCGUGUAAUUCCUGUGGUUAGUUUAUUCUGCCCUGUUCUCAGUCUAGAACAGUGGUUCCUAAACUCGGUCCUGGGGCCCUCCUAUAUAUGCUGGUUUUCGUUCCAACUCCAAUCACAAUCAUUUUAACAAACUGCAAUUUUUUCUUAAUUAGGUGCUCUUCUUGUUUAGAGGGAUUAUGUAACCUCUUAAACCAUAUUGUGCUACAUUGUAAACAAUUAAAAAGAUGCUUUUUGAUCAAAUCAAACAGUAGGCUCCUAAUUAGGUUGUUGGACAUGUGUUUAAUUUCUCAUAUUUUUUUCCUUAAACUUAAUAACAUAAUGCAGGUUUGACUCAUUAUCAUUUUCUGUCUUUGGAUUCUUCAUUAUCUUCCAGAUGGUUAGUUUUAGUGUGUCCACACUUUAAUGAAUUGGGAGCCUAUUGAUUCAUCUCAAUCAUUAAUUUGAAGUUUUACCUCUUAAUGCCGUUAUUUGCAAUAUAACACAAUAAGCACACUAUGAACAUGGGAAUUUUUUUCUUGUUGGCAUGCAGAGCUAUUUCUGACAUGUUGCUUAAGAUGGUAAAUAAUCCCUCUAAAUAUAAAAAGCACCCGAGAAAAAAAAACAGCGUGUUAAAAUUCUGUGAUUGCACCAGGGUGGACUGAAAGCCAGCAUACUCUGGGGGCUAUUACAUUUUUGUAUGUAUUUCCCCUUUGCUCAAGAUGUACUUUUCCCUAGUAUAAACCCAAAUUAGCACGCCCAAUAUCUUUUCCAUAUCCCACCGUUAGCACAACUUAAUGUCCUGCAGGUAUUGUUUUUCACAUUGUUUUUAAUUGUAUUGUUUUCGGCCAUAUGGCCAAAGUCAGAGAAAGUACUGAGUCUAAACAAAGCCAAUAUGCUUGCCACAGUCAGUACACACUGAACUAUACAUAUAAUUUAAAAAUGUUAUAGGUAGAACACAGUUUACAGUACUAAAGUAAAAAAAAUGUAAGUUAUGUUAAAUGUAUAUGAAAACGGUAUACUAUGCACGAGUGUUACUUGCAUUGUUUAUGCAUUUAAAUUAGUCCAUCCAUUGCAAUCCAUGUGCUGUUGAGUCUAGAUUUUGUAUUUUGUGCACUACCACACAAUGUACUUCCAAAUACUAUGCACUAUUUUCUUUAGCCAGAUGAUGAAAUCUAGCUGUUCAUAAAUGUUUCAUUACUAUACAUUUCUAUACACAUUGACAUGGCUACACAAGGCAACACCCAAAUGUCAAUUUCAAAAAAGAGCAAAACCAAUUCUGUGUUGGGGUUAAUAUUCGGGUUAAAUCUGUAACAGUAAACACAAACCUGAUGAACAGCCUGGUUAGUGAGCAUUUUUAAGAGUCAUAAAAACAAGGUGAAGAAAAA